AUGCCCUUAAUUAAGGCAAGGUUGAAGAUAGCAACCAGUAAACAGAAUGGUUAUGCAGACCUCCAUAGAAGAGAAGUGGUUUUUCAGGAAAGGGAUAUGGUGCUUCUGAAGGUAUCUCCAAUGAAGGGUGUCAUCCAAUUUGGAAAGAGAGGCAAACUAGCUUCAAGGUACAUUAGACGGUAUGAAGUGCUACAAAGGGUUAGAAAUGUGUCUUAUAAGUUAGCUUUGCUACUAGAAAUGGAGAGAAUCCAUCCGUUGUUUCAUGUUUCUAUUAUGAGGAAGCUUGUGUCAGAUCCGAACAAGGUUGUAAGUGAACCAGACAUGGAAAUUUUAGAAGAUCUUUUUUAUAUUGAACAACCUAUCUGGAUUGUAGACACUCAAGUAAGGAAGCUGAGGAACAAGGAGAUACCUAUGGUCAAAGUGUUAUGGAACCGCCACAACAAGGAAGAGUGCACAUGGAAAACUCGUGAUUCCAUGAUACAAUAA
Molecule: messenger RNA, 486 nt
Organism: Hevea brasiliensis (rubber tree)
Lineage: Eukaryota; Viridiplantae; Streptophyta; Magnoliopsida; Malpighiales; Euphorbiaceae
Exons: 1
Coding region: 1-486 (161 amino acids)
Source: RefSeq, a predicted model, not a curated record